Molecule: messenger RNA, 2105 nt
Organism: Macadamia integrifolia
Lineage: Eukaryota; Viridiplantae; Streptophyta; Magnoliopsida; Proteales; Proteaceae
Product: actin-related protein 2
Exons: 16
Coding region: 374-1666 (430 amino acids)
Biological process (GO): Arp2/3 complex-mediated actin nucleation
Cellular component (GO): actin cortical patch; Arp2/3 protein complex
Molecular function (GO): actin filament binding
Source: RefSeq, a predicted model, not a curated record
CUUAUACAUCAUUUUUCAAGAUCGGCUACUGAAUUUGAUUGACAUUGCUAUUGGAUUCCGUCAUGAGAAUUCCAAGCUUGAAAUUAUCAAUUGUCCGUAGUAUUCAUGAAGCUACAGCCUUAUAUGCCCAUCUUUAAACUAGUUUUACCGUUCUGCGGAGAAAAAACUGUUAGAGAGAUUGACUCUCAUUGGAUUCGUCACUUUCGUUGUCGAAUUUGAUGCCAAAACAAUAACGGGGUUACGUACUGUUCACCUGUCUGAGAGAACCCGCUGCUGUUCUUGACUCGCCAUAGUCUGUGAUCUUCUCUGCAACAAACAAUGGAUCUCUAAAUUUCUCCCUCUAGUUCUCUUUUAAGAUCUAUACCAAACAAUAAUGGGUUACAUACUCAUCACCACAGUCUGUGAAGAACCCGCUGCUGUGCUUGACGCGCCGACAGCUAGCUCUCCUUUAAGAUCUCUCUGUAAUAGUGUGAAGAUUGGUGACAUAGAAUCAGUGGGUGACAAUCAAGAUGGUGAAUGGAGCAUUGGAGAUCACCAGUAUGUAAAAUGCGGAUUUGCUGGGGAAAACUUUCCAACAUCUGUAUUUCCUUGCGUGGUGGGGAGGCCUAUGCUGCGUUAUGAAGAAUCACUCAUGGAACAAGAGUUGAAGGACAUUGUGGUUGGAGAUGGUUGUGCAGAGCUGCGGCAUCAACUCGAUAUAUCUUAUCCUGUACACAAUGGCAUUGUGCAGAAUUGGGAUGAUAUGGGCCAUGUUUGGGAUCAUGCAUUUUUCAAUGAACUAAAGAUAGACCCAACAGAAUGUAAGAUCUUACUCACAGACCCACCUCUUAAUCCUUCAAAAAACCGUGAAAAAAUGGUAGAGACCAUGUUUGAAAAGUACAACUUCUCAGGUGUCUUCAUUCAAAUCCAAGCUGUUUUGACAUUGUAUGCUCAAGGCCUGCUGACUGGUCUUGUAAUCGACUCUGGUGAUGGUGUCACUCACGUGGUUCCAGUUGUUGAUGGCUACUCAUUCCCUCAUCUUACAAAGCGAAUGAACGUGGCUGGGAGGCAUAUAACAUCUUAUCUUGUUGAUUUGCUCCUCAGAAGAGGGUACGCAAUGAAUAGAAAUGCAGACUUUGAAACUGUUAGGGAAAUAAAGGAGAAGCUCUGUUACAUCAGUUAUGAUUACAAACGGGAAUACCAGUUGGGACUGGAAACCACAAUCCUUGUCAAGAAUUAUACGCUGCCAGAUGGAAGGGUUAUUAAAGUUGGCACUGAACGGUUCCAAGCUCCUGAAGCUCUUUUUACUCCUGAACUAAUAGAUGUAGAAGGGGAUGGAAUGGCUGACAUGGUAUUUCGCUGCAUUCAGGAAAUGGAUAUUGACAACCGUAUGAUGCUUUACCAGCAUAUAGUUCUAAGUGGAGGCAGUACCAUGUACCCUGGACUGCCUAGUCGUUUGGAGAAAGAAAUUCUAGACCGUUAUCUUGAAGUUGUCUUGAAGGGGAAUAAAGAUGGGUUAAAGAAAUUACGGCUACGGAUAGAAGAUCCACCACGAAGAAAGCAUAUGGUAUACCUUGGAGGAGCAGUCCUAGCAGGAAUUAUGAAGGAUGCACCAGAAUUCUGGAUUAGCAGACAAGACUAUUUGGAGGAAGGAGUUGCUUGUUUAAGGAAGUGCGGUCAGGCUUGAGAAUUGCAUCAUCUGCUCCUUUUCUGUUCAGUAACCCACAAUACAUGUUUUAAAGGCAAAUUCAAGUGGGUCUCAAAACCUCUACAUCAAGGUGCUUGAGUUCAUGCAAAGGAAUCGAGAAUUGACCCAUGACCGCGUGAGUGUUCCCUUCUAGAUAUCAUCCAUUGUGAAGGGAAGGCCAAUUUGAAAGAUGACAUACCUGUUCAAUGUAAUUAUUAAGUUGCGUAAUUGUCUACAUCCCCCUUUCUAAUGAAGGUAUGGACGAAUUUUGAACAGAAAAGGGAAAUGGGGAAGUGCAGAUUACCAAACUCCGGCAAUCAUCCCCUGGAUCAUCUAUUUUCAGUUUCCAUCUCUAUUGUUGUUGUCAUGAUAUUAUUUUGGGUGCCUCUACCCUUCAAAUGUACCUGUAUGAUAAUACAAUUCGCAAUAUUUAGUGUUA